ACACAAACACAAAACCAGCAUAUGAACACACAUACCCAGUCUCUCUCCACACCACAUCUCGCAUUUACACACAUACAAAACUCACCCUUCUUACCCACGGAGCACAUACCAACCGACCCAGCACAUACCCAAGCUAUCACACAUCCACACUACCCACUCAUCACAUACAUCCACACUUACCCCUACCCACAUACCUAACCAUUACGCGUACAAUACCCCCACCACAUACACACACACUUUACCAGUUACACACGCACAUACCCCUCACGCAUCAAACGCACACACACACACAGUCAUCUAUCACAUACGCCCACACACAUACCACCCCCCACCGCCCACCUUUCACAUACGCACGCACACACAUACUCCCACAUCCCCCCACAACACACAUCCCCCGCGCACAAGCCGCCCUCCCCUACCGCCGUCAUGUGAUGAUGUGGAGUGGCUGAAACGCGGGUGGAUGGAAGCGACAUCUGAACGGCAGCAACCUCGAUAGAGAGGGGAGUUCUCUGACGACACAACAACAACACCAGCAGCAGUAGCAUCAGCAGCAGUAGCACCAGCAGCAGUAGCAGCAUCAACAACAGCAUCAACUGCAGCAGCAGCACGCGACCCAUCGCGGGAGAGAGUAGCAAAACGUGGGGCCAAUCGCCGGGGGCUGCACAACGAGGCCGGGGAGCGUGGGCCCCCCACCCCAGCUCCGCGCUCCCCCUCCUCCCCUCCCGGCGAGGAUACGGACACGCGGGCGGCACGUGGAGACCGGUCAGAGGAGAGAAUUUGUGAGGCUCAACUCCUUGAGUGAAAGAAGAGAGGAGGAGUAGCCAGAGGGGGUGGCCCACAGACAGGGCCGAUGUGAGUGGAGGUACAGGCAGGAUAAGAAGAGGUGGGGGGGGGGGGUGCCCAAGGACCGUUUGGCACGAGGAGGGGAGUUGAGGUGACGGGCUGGGGAGGAGAUGAGAGCACGAGAUCAGUGGUCGGGGUGAGAGGAGAGAGAAGAGAGAUUCCUUGGCGCCACCACGUGAAAGAGGGAGAGAAGUUAAGGGAGCAAGAUCCACGGUGGGAGAAGUGGGGAGAAUACCGGAGAGAGGAGGGGAGAGAGAGAAGAGGACCCCAAGUCCCGGGACCUGGGCCUGCGGCGAGUCCCCGUGGUCCCAGGGUCCCCGGGAUGGUGGAGGUGAUCCCGGCUGAGGCCCCACACAUGCAGUCGGACGAGGUGCGCGGAGCGAGCGAACAAGGCCUGGGCUCGGAGGGCGACAGCGACACGAGCAGCAACAGCAGCAGCAGCCCGCGCUCCACAUGCAGUGGCAGCAGCAGCAGCGGCGGCGACAGCCCACAAUGCAGCGGUGGGACACCUCAGCUGCAGCUGCAACAUGAGGCACGGGGUGGCACGGGGCACCACCACCAGCAGCAGCAGGUGUGCACCCUUGAGCUCCCGGACCUCGUGGGUGACUUCAGACCCACGCUGGAAGAGAUCGAGGAGUUCCUGCAGGAGCACAUGCAGGUGCUCAAGAACGGCACGGACAGCUCGGCCACAGUCAAGGUUGAGGCCACGACAGAGACCAACAAGCACGGCGGUAGCAGCAGCUGUAACGGCGGCGGUGGCGGCGGUGGUGGCGGUAGUGGAGGAGGCACGAGCAGCAUCGGCGGCAUCAACUGCUCCGGCAGCCCUGGCGGCGCGAGCACGAUCCGUCCGACGUCCACGUUACCACUCGUUGUGCAGCCCGUGGCAACGCCAGCGGCGGAACAGUCGGCCGAGGCAGCUGGGCAGUCGCCUCCGCCGAUCCCGGCGGGCGGCGUGAAGCUCGCUCAGUUGCUCAUCAACAUCCAGGGCCAGACAUUCGCGCUGGUGCCGCAAGGCCCCGCGUCGUCGUGCCGGCCCUACGUGCGCAUCGCUCCCGUGCCUAUCGCGGCCAAGCCCGGCGCGGCGCUGCAGGGGCCCGGUGGCCUCAUGGUGAGCGGCGUGCCGGUGACGGGCCAGCGGCUGACGGUGCGAGGAGGCCCACACGGGGCGGCGGUUGCAGUGGCGGCGGCCCACGAAGUGCUGAAGAUGCACAAGUGUGAGCAUCCGGGAUGCAACAAGAUGUACACCAAGAGCAGCCACCUAAAGGCGCACCUGCGGCGCCACACGGGAGAGAAGCCCUUUGCCUGCACCUGGCCAGGAUGCGGAUGGAGGUUCUCACGCUCGGACGAGCUGUCGCGCCACCGCCGCUCGCACUCGGGCGUGAAGCCCUACGCCUGCCCCGUGUGCGGAAAGAAGUUUGCGCGCAGCGACCACCUGUCCAAGCACGUCAAGGUGCACCGCUUCCCACGCUCCAGCCGCUCCGUGCGCUCCGUCAGCUGACUGACGCGCCCCCCUCUGCAGGUUCUGCCCUCCCCUCCCGCGGGUGCUACACCCCACCCCUCCACGGGCCCCCGCCCCCCAAAGGGUGCCUUGUCUCCCAAAGGGUGCCUUGCCCCCCAAAGGGUGCCUUGCCUCCCAAAGGGUGCUGCCCUCCCAGUCCCUGACGCACGACCCCCACCACCCCUCACCCCUGGUUUUCUUCGAAGGCUACUGGCCCCUUGUCUACCCUACCAAGUGACGCCGAAUGCAACCGGGUCUGGCUCUCCACUCAGCUACCCUCACAUGAGGAUGUAAAGUGUCUGACGGUGCUGUACAGAAGUGGCGCUGAAGCACGUGUGUGACGGCGGUGAUGACAACUGAGAUUGGGGUGGAAAAGGGUUGGACCCCCUAAGGGAAGAGGGGACCAGGUGGAGCGCAUCGGAUGGUGGACGCUGCAAGGAGGAGGACUACCUUCGGAUUUCUUCUUUAAAGAGCUGGAUAUGCAGGCAUGUGAAUAAUGAUGAACCCAGGCCCGAUAGCACUUGUUGUUUGUAUAAGUACAAAGCGAUUUGUACACUUGUGUGUGUGUAUAUAUAUGGCCUAUGCGUGUGUGGGGCACGUGCCCACGUCUGCGCAUUGCGCCCGCUGCCUCGCAAGGCCUGAAGGGCGGCACACGGAUGAUGGGGCAAACCUUCUUCGUAUCGGGCAAAGCGUCUUGCAGUGAGCGCCGCCAUGCGUGGAUCCAUCGGUGGGAUCACUCCGGAACGCGGCGACAAAACCGCGCUGUGACGUGCGACGCCACCGCGUGUGAGCGGAUACCGCCCAGGACAUCAUUUCUCAAUUGAAUAUUUUCCAGUGUUUCUGGUAGAAUGAAUGGAGUAGCUGGCACGUGACUCGUAGCCACAUGCAUAUGGAGAGUUCCACUGGGUGUGGUGCGGUGUGGCAGGGGUUACUGAUUUUUCCUCUGGGUUGGCGACGUCCUGGACACUGGCCUCCCAUAACCCAACCUGUCCUGCAACGCUGACCCGGUCGGCAACAAACUCUUUUAUCACACGAGCGACUGAGUGAAUUUUAUUAAAAUUUAUGAAGCGAUGAUGUCAGGCGGUGGUUCCAUCUCCACACCGUCGGUUUUUUCUACUGCCGAGCGAGAACCUUUUCCCCCGCCCUGGUUGCGGCCGCCGGAACCGUGCGCGAGAAGAUGGGAGCGACUCGCUGAAUCAAGGUCUCUGUCCGUCACGCCACCUGGACUCUCGUCCCUUAGGCCUCUGGAGGGUGCGGGGGCGGGGGGGAGACACAACAUCCAAGGGGCCACGAGCGGCCAGGUUGGGGGCCGCAGGUGCCGAGGGAGGGUGAAGGGUCAGGGCUCGCCCCCGACUGCGAUGCUGGCCUUGGCUCGGAGAGGAACGUGUCGUUUCGUGGUUUGCGUCACGCCACGUGGCUCGCCGUGCCGUGAACGUUCGCCGUCAUCUCGCCGGAGGGAAAUAGCUGUUGAUGCUGUCGCCGGCGCUCGGAAAUUCACCGAUAUUUUUUGCCGCUCACGUCGCUGACUCUAAACCCGAACGGUAACUGCCUUUUCCCAGACAAGAGGACAGGUAUGGGAUUUUUUUGGAUCGUAGCCCUACCUCAAUUGCCAGUCCUAAAUUCUCUUGCCUCCAAUGGUAAUUGGCAGCUGGCCAACAAGUGCCCACGUGUUGCCUAAAACGGUUCAUGAGUGAAGUCUGGCAGCCGCGCUGUCUGGCAGGAGUGGCAGCAUGCUGUGGGUGUCCCAUCCAUAGCGUGCGUGCGCGUGUGUUCAUCGGCGUGCGCGCGUGUUAGUCUGUUAUAGUGUGUUGGCGUGCGUUCUUGUGUUCGGCACGCGGGUGCUUGUGUGCCCGCCUGUUGCGCGUUCGCACACACAGAGUGAAUACCUCAGCCGGACAUUGCGUCGGAACGCUCGUCUACGCCACCCGCGUGGACUUCGCCCCAGGCGGGGUUCCUGUGUUUGCUCAGGGUCACAGCCAGCGGCCAGUCACCUCGUUAGCCAACCACGCACGCAUGCGUACGUGUGUGCGUGAGAUGUGUGUGCGAGGGCACUCACAAAUACACACACGCGUGUGCGUGUUUGCGUGUGAGUGGAUCUGCGUGCGUGUCUGUGUGUGUACGUGUCUGUUUACAUGCGUUCAUGUGCGUCGGGGUCAAGAGGUCAUCACGGGUAAGGCCGCUAAAAAAUCAAAGUCACAGUGCGUCCCUAUAAAGGCACAAACAGAUAAAGGUGAGAGGUCGACGAGAGUGGAAGUUUCUCUUUCCAUGGAGCGCUGCGCACGCAAACCGUGUCACCGCAGCACAGCGAGGCCACCACACUCAAGCGCCGUGCGGUAUAAAUGGUAGCCGGCGCUCGGAUGUUAGAAAAUUCCGCAUUGCGAUAGUUCGCACACUGCACUCGCAAUCCAGAGGUCACCCAGUUGAGUUCUGUCUGCCUGGCUUGGCAGUCAAAUUAAUGGGCCAAGUUUCUUAUAUCCCGCCCCACGACUCCCUCUGUCCACCCAGCAGCAUCAAUAAUUUUCACCACAGUUGGUCUAUUGGCAGGUUGCGUGUGGUGGGGGUGAGGUUUUGGUACGCGCAUAUAUUCCAAAACGUCUGGCCAGCAUGCAAGAGUUGGGACCAAAUAACUCCCUUGGAGUGGAGGCCCUUCUGCCUGCAGUGGCAUGAGCAAGUCAUUGAAGGGCUGCGCCUAUCUGUCCUUUAAAAAAGAGGCUUUUGGUCGUAGCGAACUCUCGCAUAGUUUUAAGUGAAGAAUGUGGAAUGGAUGGAUGAGCAAUCAUUAUUUUUUAGUUGCCCAAGUCCAUUGAUAGUCUUAAAAUCGGUGGUGAAAAAAAAAUCCACAUUCCUAUAGAGGGAACCAGUCGCCCCGUAGAGAACCAUUGUUGACCUACAAUAAAGUGGUACUCAAUUUACCAUCCCCCAGAGAUGAUGGGCCGAGUUUUACAACUGACAAGUCAUUUAAUUUACAACUUUAAGACUUGUGGGUGACAGCACUAACAAGCCACCACAAUCUGUGUCAGAUGAAAAUAAUAAUAAAACCGGUAAACCUGUUAAGUUUUUGUAGAAUGGGGGUAACAGUCCGCUUGUAAUGUUUCAGAUUGUGUUGCGUAAAUUUGUAUUGGUACUCGGCAAAGAAAUAUUUCAAAAUUUAGCAGCAGGACUCUCAAAGUACAGUCUUUUUUUUCAACAUUUGUGUUCAAAUGUUGCUUUCAGCAUCCUGAGGUGAGAUGCAGGAAUUUUCAUUCUGUACUUACGUAGAGAGCGGUGCACCACGCUGUCAAAUAAUAAUAAUAUCCCCAUAACACGAAGUUUCAUUACGGCUUUUGAAGUCCAUUCGUUAUGCCUCUUCUUCAUCCCGGUCGGCAGUGUGGUUAUCUGGCUACCGGAGUUCGAUUCCUGCCCACGGCUAGCGAUAUCUGAACAGGUCCUUGGGUUCCCACCUUUUUCCCAUCCCACCCUAACAGCAUGGUGAGAUAUGUCCAAGCAACCCCCAGUGGCUGAUACCACGUGAGCAGUGGAUCGACAAACAGCUGAACAUUAAGCAUAUUUUGAACUUCCUACAAAGAGUGCCGCGCGGCAAGACGUUAAGACUCUGAAGUUCUCCAUGCAGCAAUAUCUGUCGAUCGCUAUAAUUAUUAUUAGCUUGGAACAUUCGAGCUAUGUCUGUUGGGCACCGAUUGUGAUAUUUCCGGAGUGUCUAGGGGGAAUAAGAUCCGUGGUGACCUCGGCCUGACCUCAGCGUGACCUUGAGACUUGGGGCAUUUCUGCUGAACUCUGAAAAACCCUUUGAAUGUGACGUAUUAUCGCUCGCUCGCGAUCUCUCUCUCUCUCGAUGACUGUGUGAACCGAACACAAACGGUAAACAACUCCUAUCAGAACUGUACGUGCUUGGGCUUUGCGUUCCGGGCUCUGUGAAUCAGAAGAUGUUUAGAUUGCCCACAGGAGUGCUUUCACGAUGUCACUUGUGAAAUUUUACGACAAAGUGUUGGAGUUGUCCCUCAGUGCUGGUCACUUGGUGACGGGCAUCAGAGGGCAGCAGUGUGUAGAAAAAUCCAUUGUUGUACUUGACUCCUCUGUCAUUAUGCUCCCCCGCGCCUGCACUCACCCGCACUGACCAGCACGGUGAACUUUGGUCAAAUAACCCACAGGACCCGCACGGCAUGGAGAGGCCCCUAUCCAGCAGUGGAUUCACAAGGGCUGUACAUGUACUUCAAGUUCAAGUUCAUUUAUUAGGUAUAGCCCUGUGAGCCAUUCAGCUCUUGAAUCGGGUGCAACCGCAACAAACAAAAAACAAAAACAUGAACAAAAAAACAUCUUAAAGUGAAUAUGUGACUAAGUGCAAACAGAAAAUCCAAGAAAAGACAGCAAAAAUAUUGCAGAAAAAACACCGUACACCAACGCUGUGUGCAAAAAUCCCAGUGGGAUGCAAGUCAAACAACAACAACAACCACAAGACAACUUAGAUUAAGGCCAUCAGUCUAACUCUGUACUACAACAACACAAACAUGGCUAAACCAAUACACUUUUCGAAAUCACCAAAAUAAAGCCAUGAAGGCAAUGAAAAAGCAAUCAUAGGAACUGACGGAAUUUUCACAAUAAAUGGCAUAAACAACAUGUACUACCAAAACCCUGCAGCCAUAGCUGGCUGCAUGAGUCACUCCACAACAGCAGGAGCAUCAAUCGGAGUAUUGUAAUUUUUCAAUGCACCUUUAAGAUCAGCACACUAAAUCAGUGUCAACAUGCCACUGUCGUUUUGGCGCUCCUGACUGUAAAUUUAAAGUAUAUUUUUCCUCCCGAACGAAGCUUCAAACACGUGCGGUACAGCCCCGGGGCGGACACACAGUACCUACAAGAUGAGAGCUGUGUUUGUUUCCAAGCCGUGUUGUCUUCGUUUAACCAGUCGGUGCUCGGGCCGGAUUCCACAGACCUCUCGUGCCACCCCGUGCCAGCCGGUUGGCCCCUCGGCCUCAUCUUCAACCGCAUUGUUGCCUUUCGUGGGAACACACGGCUCGCGCAUACUUGGCACUGGAACAAAAAUAUGAAGCGACUCGAAAAAAAAACUCGUGCUCUUCAAACAACAACACACAAAAAAAACACGCAACAAACAGCUCGUGGGUUUAUGGACGCCGACAAGCAAUCUUGAGCCAAGGGCGGAUGAAACCCAAAGAUGCGCACGCACUCGCGAAACGGAACGGAACGGAACCGGGCGCCAGCAUUCCGAUGAGCCGGAGUCCAGUUCCGAAACGACUAACUCGGCGCAUUGAGCCCCUGUGCCGGCCGCCGUGUCUUCUUCUCAGAGUGCAUGAUGUUUCUCAGAUGUUUUUUUGGGUUUUGUUCCAGCGCUGUGCCGAGUCUCGCCGUGUCCCCUGUGCCUCUCUCGGUGUCAGUGGGUGGUAGUGGUGGAAUUGGUCGAUCUGCUGUCUCGGGUUUUUUUGUGAAUUUUGAGAACUAAACGUCCCCCCCGUUGUCACGACCGUGUGUCGGUCGGCAUGCGCAAUGGGCGUUGGGAGUGAUGACGAUGGCGGUGGUGAGGAGGGGAACGCGUUGGCAAUGUACAGGAGAAGCAAUUGAAACGGUGUCUGACAUUUAACGAACAGGAUUGUGUAUGACAUCGGUCAAUUUGAAGACAUCAACCCCUUUCAUUAUGGGCUGGUUUGCCCAGAACCAGCCCAAGCUAUCAGCCUAGCCCUGCUCUUGAGCCCAGCUUUCGUGUUAACUGUGACACUAGCCCCAACACGUGCAUAUUCUAUCAGGACGUGUUCGUGUCUGUGAGAUGUUUUUUUCGUUCAGGGUGUAAUAUUUUAAUGACGGCGAGAACUGUAAAUUCCGCGACCUCAAUUCCUGGAACCAAUAUCCAGACCAGUGUGUGAUGUGCACGUGAUGUGCGAGAUGUGUGUGUGUGUGAUGCGUGUAAUGUGUGUGAUGUAUGUUGUGUUCGAGUGUGAUGUGUGUGAGUAUGAUGCGUGGUGUGAUGUGUGAUUUGUGUCUUGAGUCAGAUGUCUUCUGUCACCCAGCCCUGGUGGCGGUUGAUGAGGCCCCUCGGGGUAGAGUCAUCCUGCUGGGUGAAUUUAACGUCCAAGGGGGGCCAUGACACAGACACCUGGACCGAAGUGAUUGGAAGGCAUGGAUGGGCCAGACUUCUAUGCAGCCAAUGGCCUUAUAAUCACCAACACGCUGUUCUGACAUCGGCGCAUCCACACAACAAAAUGGAUGCAUGCCGGAUCCAAGCAAGAACAUCUGCUGGACUACAUAGUGAUGGAACAGCAAAUGUGGGCCGAUGUCCUUGAUACCAGGACCUACCAUGGAGCUGAUCUGCCCACUGACCAUUGGUUUGCCAUCUUUAAGAUGUGCCAGCCAUUCUUCCACUUGAGUGGUGUGCAUUCCACCUCGGACCCCAUUCAAACUCACCAGCAGCAUAGUCAUAGUCGUGGUCAGUCGAUGAAAACGGCGAGCGAGAAUUUUAUCAUUGCUUGCAGCUGGGCUUGGGAUAAACCCCCCCCCCCCCCUUGCUAAUGACGAGCUGCAGUUAUAGCUCUUGUUGUGUUUGCGUGUGUAUGACGUUGAUAUGAAAUGUGUGAUUGAAUGUGGUGUAAUAUGUAUAUAUGUAUGGUGUGUGUACGUGCGAUUUGCAUGAUGUGUGUGGAGCGGCGGCGCAGUGGUUAGCGCACUACACUGCGAACCUGGCAGCCUGAGUUUCAAACCCGGCCAUGGCUAACAUCAGUGGUGGGUGAUAUCUAAACCGGCCCUGGGCUUCCCCUAGGUCAACUCAGUCUGAAAUGAGUACUUAGUAUGGUGUGUAAACGUCAGCACUGGGGAGACAAAGGUGGCCGGGCGUGUUGCUCACCACACCAACCCAAUCUUGCACGACGCAAGCUUUAACAGGUGCUCACCAACAGCACUUGACCCCCCACAAUCUGUGGCUAUACCAGGAAUGUUGAGUAUGAUGUGUGGGAGAGUGAUGUAUGUGUCAUCUGUUGUGCAGAUGUCGUAUGGUAUGUCUGUACGGUUUGUGCGUUGUGUCUGUACGUGGCAUGUGUGGUGUACGUGGUAUUUUGUGUAAACGUGGUGUGUAUGUGCGAUGUGUUAUUGUAGGGGGAUGCAAGGGGUGCGUGUGCUGCAAGGUGAAGAAUGGAGUGAGGUGUGUAUAUAUAUGCGGUGUAUAUGAUGUGGAGUGUGUAUAUGAGAUUAAAUGGUGUAUGAUGUGUAUAUAAAGUGUGUGUGUAUGUAAAGUAUGGUGUUCCCAUUAAACAUGAUGUUGGCGUUUAGUUGAAAUCGUUGGCCUGUCGCUGGUUGGCCCAACGUGCCACGUUUACUGGGCGUUGGCGCGUGCAUGUUAUGCAUUGGAAUCUGUGAAAUCCAUCGCUCGCUCUGCACUUAAAACAGCAACACCUUGACUUACGCACACACUCCACUCUCGUCCCUCUGUGCACCUCCGCCGAGAGUGAAUGGAAACUUGGGUCAACCACUCGCAACCACAAUUCGGCAGCAGCAGCAGCACCGCUCUCACACGGUGUCACGACUUCACGACUCGCACCCUCAGUGCCACGUCGCAACCAAGCGAACCCCUGACAUCCCCCCACACAUCCCCCCGCCCUUGUCAAAUCCACUGCUGGAUGAGGGCCUCCCCACCCAUUGUGGGUUGUUGGGGGGGGGGGGUAAUGGUUAUUUGACAAUAUUUCACAAUUUGUGGGAGCGGUGGCGCAGUGCUUUACACACUGCGCUUAGAAUUUGGCGACUCGAGUUUCGAUUCCCGCUUACGACCAACAUCAGUGACGAAUAUUUGAGCAGGUCCUGGGUCUUCCCCCCUAGGUCGAAUCUUACCCUAAAUGAGUAUUUAGUGCGGUGUUAAAGAUCAUCAGCACUGGGUAGAGAACGGCGACCGGGCGUGGUGUUAGCCACCCACCCCGUCGUGUGCCGUGCCGGCCGUCAUAGGUUUUCGCUUAUCAGCACUUGCCCCAAAAGUUUGUGAAAUGCUAUACGGGGGGGGGGUCUAUGACUUUGGUUGUUUGACCAUGCUAAACAGGCGUGUGAAUUGUAGCAAGGUUGCAGCCAGUGAAAGUCCGUGAAGUCAAGUUCGUCAAGACUCCCAGUGAACAUGGGGGACGUUGCACCAACGUUGGCGUGUUUUCUGGGCGUGCAUACUAUUAAUGAUUUCGUAUUUUGUUUAAUUAUCCCCUUAACUCUAAAGCACUUAUUCCUUGCCCAGCACUUAACGGUGAAGCCCUUUGAGUGAAUGUAGUCGCCGCGACCUCGAGUUGGUGGACAAUUUUUACGGCUCUUUCUCGAAACUUUUUGACCUCCCCUCCCCCGUCCCACACACACACUAUGUACUGCUGUAAACUGUCCCGUGUGGUUCAUGUGUGUAACUCGCAUACCGACACAAGAUGUAUACCCGUGACCACACGCCGUGCGAGCCCCGGUCGUGUGGCACCACGACUCGAAUGUACUAGACUUACAUAGAUACGCGUGCAGUGCACAUACACCUUGUGUUAUCCCCCACGUGGCAGUCCUGACACCACGUGGCAGAGUUAACCCAACGUGGCAGAGUUAACCCAACGUAGCAGGGUUAUAAACCCACGUGGCAGGGUUAUAAACCCACGUGGCAGGGUUGACACCACGUGGCAGGGUUGACACCACGUGGUAGCGUUAUAAACCCACGUGGCAGAGUUAACCCAACGUGGCAGCGUUAUAAACCCACGUGGCAGGGUUGACACCACGUGGCAGCGUUAUACACCCACGUGGCAGGGUUAUACACCCACGUGGUAGCGUUAUAAACCCACGUGGCAGACUUAACCCAACGUGACAGCAUUAUAAACCCACGUGGCAGGGUUGACACCACGUGGCAGCGUUAUACACCCACGUGGCAGGCUUGACACCACGUGGCAGGGUUGACUUCACAUGAUAAAGUUAGCUCAAUCUGGUAAAGGUCAGCGUCAUUUCUUGUCCCCAUCAUUAAUCAUCUCAGGUUUCCCAACCCUCCCGCAUCCUAGCGGAAUGACAAAUUGGUAAUAAUACGAAUGAGUAACAUUACUACAUUAAUAAAAAGUCAUAGUAAUACUGUAUUAGUGGUAUAAUUACAAAUCUAUAUUUUUGUGUGUGGGGUGAGUGCUGGUGUGCAUCACCUGUGUUGUGGCCACGUGCGCUAGGUGUGCGAGAUCAUCGGCAUCAUCUCAAUAAACACGUGUACAAAGAAACGGAUACACGAGGCAGCUGA
Messenger RNA from Lethenteron reissneri (Far Eastern brook lamprey), 11555 nucleotides. RefSeq names its product Krueppel-like factor 15. The record is from RefSeq and is a predicted model, not a curated record. Gene Ontology annotation, molecular function: DNA-binding transcription factor activity, RNA polymerase II-specific; RNA polymerase II cis-regulatory region sequence-specific DNA binding. Lineage: Eukaryota; Metazoa; Chordata; Hyperoartia; Petromyzontiformes; Petromyzontidae. Gene Ontology annotation, biological process: regulation of transcription by RNA polymerase II.